UGAACAGGCCCUGCUUCUGCUUUUGAAGAAGAAUUAUAAUACAAGAGUCAAUCGAAACAAAACCAUUUUGACUUGUUUGUUUCGUUUUGGGAAGAAAAAUAAAAAUGGAAGACAAUAUUAUGGAUAUAGUUGUGGUUGGAGUGAUUUCAUGGACGACAGCUUUUCUGUUGACAAGGAAGUGGAUCUUCCCAAAGCGGUCGUUUGGAUUCUGCAGCCGAAUUGUUUCUACGAUUCAUGCAACUUUAGCUGUAAUCUUAUCCUCUCUCUCUGUUCAAGAUUGGAGCUGCCCUGCUUGUCCUCUGGCUUCAAUGGCUUCCCCAAAGCAGAUGGAAACUCUGGCAGUGAGCCUGUCUUAUAUGAUGUAUGAUUUAGUAUGUAGCUCCUUUGACAAGGAAGUCGGUCUCGACAAUUCGAUCCACCAUCUGGUCAGCAUCGUCGGAUUUGGAGCAGUCCUGGCCUAUGGGAGGUGUGGAUCGGAGGUGGUAGCUGCAUUAUGGAUAACAGAAAUCUCCACCCCUUUCCUCCACCUGAGGGAGCUCCUGAAAGAGCUUGGAUAUAGGGACACUGACCUUAAUUUGGCAGCCGAUAUUUUGUUUGCAGUGAUAUUUACAUUGGGUAGGAUGGUUGGUGGACCUUAUCUCGCUUACGUGACUUUGUCUGCUAACAAUCCGUUUGUGAUAAAGGCAAUGGGAUUGAGCAUGCUUCUGGUUAAUGUCUUCUGGUUCUACAAAAUCCUUCGGAUGGUGAAGUACAAAUUGAGCAAGAGGACAUCUUAAACUGUUGAACCAAAAAAUUGAAGUGGGCAGGAAAGUCAAAGUCGUGCCUCUGUAUUGGCAUGCUCAACAGCCAACCUUAUCUAUCCAUUAAAGAAACGAAAAUAACAAAAAUUACUCGCAUUUGCUUUCAGUGACAAUGAGAAACAAAUGUAGAUAAAAACCAACAACUACAAGCAUAGCGAGUAUACUUUUUUUUUUGAAACAAGACAUUCGAUGUUCAUUAAUAAAACAUAAAGAGAGUUCCUAUUGCUAUCGUAAUACAAUAUUACAAUUGUGAUU
Corylus avellana is the source of this 1055-nucleotide messenger RNA. RefSeq lists its product as uncharacterized. NCBI's taxonomy places the organism in Eukaryota, Viridiplantae, Streptophyta, Magnoliopsida, Fagales, Betulaceae. Gene Ontology annotation, cellular component: membrane. The record is from RefSeq and is a predicted model, not a curated record.